Messenger RNA from Cataglyphis hispanica, 3991 nucleotides. RefSeq names its product transforming acidic coiled-coil-containing protein 3 (gene tacc). NCBI's taxonomy places the organism in Eukaryota, Metazoa, Arthropoda, Insecta, Hymenoptera, Formicidae. The coding region runs from base 774 to 3488 and encodes 904 amino acids. Gene Ontology annotation, biological process: cell population proliferation; mitotic spindle organization; cerebral cortex development. Gene Ontology annotation, cellular component: cytoplasm. The transcript has 6 exons. The record is from RefSeq and is a predicted model, not a curated record.
GGGUUGAAUCACUUAAUGUGGCUUAAAAGCACUAUCGUUUAUAUCGAAGUGUUAAGAGAGGCACGCUUAAAUACAUGCUCUGAGCUAGAGAGGGUAAUUCAUCUUAAGGGAUGAGAGAGAAAGAGAGAGAGAGACACACCCCGAGAUAGUUCUGGAGCCUCCAUAAGCGUGAUCAAAUGAGAAUGAGUCAUUGCAUGACGGUUGCGUUGCAGUCUCGAUCAUGUCAAGAGCGCGCCGAAUAAGGAGCGCGAGAGAAUUCAUGUUUUUCGUAACGAAUUAAACUCAUCUUUGUCAUCUACGUCUUACGUUUGUCAUUUAUUGACCUCAUUUUCAAAAGGUAGGCUUGUGCGCCUCACGUUCCCAAUCUUCAGUUUUUCGUUUCUGAUAAAAUAAUACUAAAAAAUUUCCUCGCGAGUAAAACGUUCGUGUAUUAUCAUGGUCAGAUAAGUUUUGUUAAUGAUAGUGAAUUAUAUUCGGUAUUUAUUACGAUAGAGAAAGAGAAGGUACUAAUAUCCAUGCAAUCGUGAAAUAGAAAUGUGGGCCGAGUAUUGAAAAUAUUAACGUCUAAAAUAAUAAUAUUUAUGUCAAUCUUUCAAAAUAAUUUACGCGCGGUAAUGUUUUUUUCGAUGGAGAACAAUUGUGUCAAGGGUAAAAGCACAGAAGGGGAAGUGAAAACGUCUCGCCGUGGAGUUCUUCGAACUCGCGAGUAAAUAUGGGACCACGCUGCGCGUUAGUGACAGCCGAAAGUGGAAGUCCACUUGCGAGAAAUUAUUAUGGGGAAUCCUCUCUCAAAGAGCGGCAACGACGUCUCAAAGACAGCGGAGCAUGAGGUCAAGGUCCGUUUCGCCCGUGAAUUUGCCGAUGUAAUAUCGGUCGCGGAAAACAUCUGCUCGGCUCCGGAGAGUCUCUCGUCAGCCAGCAGUUUCCACAGCCUUAGCAGCACUCUAAGCACGAAAAGCAGCAGUGGUAUAUGUCCCGAUUCGACGCUCGAAAGUUCAGACGACAUCGCGGACACGUCUUACGCCAAUCCCAAUAUACCUGGCUUGGAGGAUUUGAUAGCUGCGUACGCCGACAUUCAUCUGGAAAGUGAGCGUGACGCGACCCAAGAUCUCAGUCAGGAUCAGACUUUUGCAUCGGCCACAGAUGAGACGCCGUUUCAUGCAAGCGAUUGUUCCCUUAACGAGGAUCUGCCGAAUAACGCUGGUGAUGAGACGCAAGUAAUCGAGACGGAUACUGUAUUACAUGAGACAACGUAUGUAUCGUUGAAUCAACCGAAUACUUUUGAGCUGUCUAAGAGCACGCUUCCUAUUCAAGAUUCGCAAUUUGUGGCUUCGUACCCGGUGAAUAAACAUGCAUCGCAAAUAGAAGAAUUGAUCGAUAAACAUAUUCUAUCACAAGACAGCGAUAAUAUCGUUAAUAAUUCUGCGACAUGUGGCAUCGCAAGUAAUAUUGUAAAGGAUUCAUCCCCAACGAAUAAUGCGGAUGAUAAUCUGAACGUAACAACUACCUACAUUUCAUAUGACGAUUUAAUUCCCAACGUUAGUAAAUUCGAUGAAGAACAAAUCGUAGAAAACAAUAGCAAUUUCGAAACAUUAGAAAAUCCAAAAUUGUGUCUUGUCAAAGUUUCUGUUCCGUCCUCGUUAGCACAAUAUACGGAGGGCCCUUCGUCAUCCAGUAUACCCAAUAUAUCGUUAUCGUUAGAAGAUAUCGAUAAUAAAUCAAAUGGAAAUAAUGUACAUGAUUUAUCAGAAUUUAAAGAAGAAACUUCAUUAACAGUGUUAUCACCUUCUAAUGAUACCCAUAAAAAAUCAUGUGUGUUAUCCCAAAUAAGUAUAAAUAGUCCUGUCGUUCAACCAGAAAAUAAAGUUACCAAGGAACAAGACUUAUUACGAUUGGAUAAUUGUGUUGUGUCAGAUAACCAAGAAGACAAUACACAACAAUUAAACAAGACCAGUAUUAUAGAGCCAAAAAUAUUGGAAGUUAAAGAAAACUUGCAAACGAAUGUCGAUAGAGAAGAUUUAGAAAUAAUAAAUAAUGUGGUAUUGAAUAAAACUCAGAGUUUUUCACCUGAAAAAGAAAUAAAUAAUCAGACUCAUGUUAUAGAAAAACAGUGUAAUCUAUUAGAAACUAUAAUUAUAGAAAAAGAAGAAAAUAUCGUGAAUAGUACAGUUUCGACGAAUGCUGCUAAAGAAAAGGAGACUAUCGAAGAAGAUCUUGAUCGUACGCUUACAUUACAAGAAGUAGAUAAUAUAAACUUUCCAUCAGAUGAAGAACAAUAUCAAGAAUUUCAGCCUCAACGACAAAGUACUACGUUGUUCUUAAGCAAUAACCAACCAGAUUUCGAAGAAUUCAGAUCCACGGUAGAAAAAGUUACUAAUGAGUUGCUCAAUCCUUCACAGGAACUCGUAGAAGAGACAGAUCAGUUUAUCAGUGCAACAGAUGAAAUUUUUCAAGAUCCUUCGACAUUUGACUUCUUGUUAGCACAAAGUAAUUCUAAGCAUACAGAUCGUCUUAGAACAGAAUCUUUGUAUGUUAAAUUUGACCCAUUGAUAUCGAAUACCAGCAUGUUGCCUCAAGGUAAUGCCCCACCAAUAAAUGAAGAGCAAAAUGGCAAGAGCGAAUCGCCUCUGCCUGAUAUUGGUACACCAAAACGUAAUCCUGCCAUAGCAGCUAUAGAUAGGCUGCUUUUUUUUAGUCCUCUUCCUAGCGGAACGGUGCAAAAGUUAGAGGAAGCUCAAGAAAAAAAUGAGCAACCUAUAGAAGAGCCUAAAUCCGAUGCACCGCUCAUUGCAGAUCAUAUAGACAUGAGUAAAGAACUUGAAGUUGUAAGAACGACGGUAUUACAAUUAGAAGAAGAACUAGAAAAACAGAAAAAGGAGCAUGAAGCAGAAUUGGAAAGACAGAAAACAGCUUUUCAGGAAAAAAUUAAUAAAAUGCAGGCACAAAUGGCACAAGAAAUAAAAACCAAAACUCAAAUGACGGUUGUUGUGGAAGAAUAUGAGAAAUCGAUUAGUAGAUUACUCACAGAACGGGAAAGGGAUCGUACAAACUUCGAACAAGAAAAGGCAAAAUUGCUAGAAGAGUUGCAAGCUGCAAAUCACCACCUAACUAAUACGGAAGCAGCAUUUAACGAUGUACAUCAAAAAUAUGAAAGACUCAAAGGAGUUGUGUCAGUGUACAAAAAUAAUGAAACUGUAUUAAAAGAAAGUAUUCAGGAAAAUGUAGAUACUAUAAAGACAUUGGAAACGCGAUAUGAUCAAUUAAAGGAGCAUGCAAUGAAUCAAUUGGAAAAAGCUAAUUUGGAGUUGGACGGAAUACGAAAGCAAAACGAGGCGGAAACAGUGAAACUGCAUGCAAUGAUAAGGAAAGCAGAACUUAAGAGUAAUUCGCUCGCUGAGCUUGUAGAGCAGAAAACUAAAGAGAACAAAGAACUGGCGAAAAUCCUGGACGAGGUUAUCGCUAGGGUUGGGCACGGAAACUCGGAAUGAAAAUAAGAAUAAGGACUAAUCGCGCCACAUCGCGUUUGUGAUGCGGUUAGUCUUUAUUUUUUUAUCGUCCUCUUUCACACUGUCUUAAAUGCAAACAUAUUUUAGAUAUAUGACGGACAUAUGUAUACAUGCGUUAAUUCGAUAAAGUGUAGAUUGCGUUUUACUUCACAGGAAAGCGCCUUUUAUUAAUUAUUUAUAUAAGUUGUGAAAGAUAACUAUUUUAAAGCUAAUAAAACACUAUGCUUAUUUAAAAAAAAAAGAAAAAUUUAUAUAUAUGUAUAAGAUUAAAAAAUAUUUUAAUACCCUGCAAAUAGGGGUGUAACAACAUACAAUCCCACUUUUAAAUGUUACAUUAUUAUUAUUAUAACACGUCUUGUUUUUUCAUGUUAUUUAAAUUUUAUAAAAGUCAGUGUGUAUAAACAUACAUCGCGGAUAAAGAUAUAAGCACUCAUAUUGGUCAUUUUAAUAAUGUCCUGUUCAUUAAAAAAUGUUUGUAUAACUUU